Messenger RNA from Seminavis robusta, 1104 nucleotides. The record is from the annotation of a GenBank genome assembly. Lineage: Eukaryota; Bacillariophyta; Bacillariophyceae; Naviculales; Naviculaceae.
AUGAUGGUCUCUUCCAAGGUCUCCCUCAUUGCUACCUCAACUGCUCGACGCUUGUUUUCCAGUAUGAGUGCAGCUAUGGAAGGACGCCGUCCGGUGGCAUUGUUCCUCAAUGCUUCCCGCUUGGACUAUGACAACAAGCUAGACUUUUCUCGGAUUCAAGCCCUGUGUGAUUUUCAGCGCCACGAUACCGACAUAGUGAAGGAUCUGGAUGAAAUGGUGUCACUGGUAGAGAAACACCAAGCUGAAAUUGUCAUCACCAAGGAAAUGCCGGUCCCCGAAGAAGCCUUUCGACGAUUUCCGGACUCUGUGAAAUUACUCUGUGAAGCAGGAACUGGAUACAACAAUUUGCCAAUCCAGGCAGCGCGGGAACGCAAUGUUCCCGUCUGCAACUGCCCCACGUAUUCCACUGAUGCCGUGGCGCACAUGGCCAUUACCUACCUCAUGAACUUUUCUGUCAGCAUGUUUGACCAGCAACGCAUGCUUUGGGAAGACAAUCGGGCCAAUUUCACAGGUCCUUUUACAUUGCCACUGUCGGAAAUUAAUGGCAAGACGCUGGGGCUUGUCGGUGGCGCAGGAAAGAUUGGAACCAAAGUAGCCCAAGUUGGUCUGGCAUUGGGAAUGAAUGUGAUCAUUAGCAGUCGAAAACCAACCUUGCCAGAAGGACAUGCCUUGAGCGACAAUCCACGUGUGACGGUUUGCACCUCGGAAAAUGUGGGAACAUUGCUUUCUCAAUCAGAUUAUGUGAGCUUGCAUACGCCCUUGAACGAUCAAACCCGUGGGACGUUUGGAAGAGCACAAAUAUCGCAAAUGAAACAAUCAGCAUUUCUCAUCAAUACAUCACGAGGAGCUGUAUGCAACGAGGAGGAACUGAUUGGAUGUAUGAAAGAAAAGAUGAUUGCAGGAGCAGGACUGGAUGUGACAACCACCGAACCGCCACCCAUGGAUAGCGAGUUGUGGAACUUGCCCAAUGUUUUUCUAUCUCCGCACACUGGAUGGCGCCGCAUUGAAACACGACAACGCCUGGUCACCAUGACAGCUGAAAACAUUGAGGCGUACUGUCAAGCCAACAAUAAGGAGGAAGCCAUGAUCAAUAUCGUGAAUUAA